ACGGGCGCUUUUUUUAUCUGCACUUCCACACCCACCGCCAAAUUACGGUGUACCGUCUCCUCACCAUGAUGCACAUGAUGCACGAGUCCGUUGGGUCGCAACUUUGCUCUUGUUCCAAGAUCCAAACUCAACGUGCGCGCCUUGGAGCUUCGAAGCAGGAACCUCAACAUAUGGCAGUGUAGAGUUGAAGCUAAGGAUGCUCGAGUCCAUUCAACACACAGGACAGAAAAUUUCGCAUCAUUCUCUAUGAACGACAGCAUCGACAUUCAUCCAGGGAGAUAGAUGAUCUUUUGCGACUCAAUAGUACAGGUCAUCGAGCGGCUUGUACAGCUUGAAACUCGUGUUCGACGUUGCGAGCAAGCCUGCUGAGGUUCAACGUUCAAUGGGUUCUCAGAGCGCGUUGUAGCUACUGGUCACACCUUACCAUCAGAACACCAUCGUUUGCUGUAGGGCCAAAACAUAGAUUCGGAUGUUUAUUUCUACUAAUAGUCGAGGUCUCCUCAUCAACAAUUCGCACGGGGCGGGAAGGGCAUAUUACAGCAACCAUGUACCUGACGGCUCACACUUUCAAGAUCGCAGCUGUCGUCGACUUCGCAUAUCAGUGGAAACGGAAACUCAAGUCCUAGAAUUCUGACCUCAACACUAAUCUGACCAAAGCCCGUUCGCAGUCGAUAACUGGUGGCCUAUAAAAACCGACCUUUCUUUAGGCCCUUCCCCAUCAUUUCUUCUUAAACCUCAUCAAGCCUUCGUCUAAACCCCCGAUUGUAAUACUCCUUCAUGGCACCUACCGAGAUCCCAGAGCAUGCUUGGCUCAAAUCCGAAAAAGAAUGCCUCGUUAAGGGUGUCGACGACUCUGCCGCCUCGCAGAUCUGGUUCAAAAGCAAGCCCCUCGAACGCAACUUCUGCUACCGUGUCACGCAGUUACAGCUUUGUACCGACUCCCAAGACCAGGGCUGGGUCGAUAAACGAGCAUCCGGCAAUUGGACUUGGUUUGAGCUCGUCAUCUUGCCCGGCGAGAACGCGACUCAACCCAGGGUCAACAAAGAAGGGAAGGAGUUGGCUUGGCGUAGUCACAAUAACAAGCUAGGAGACUUGGCUGGCUUUACCAGGCAUUUUGGUGUGGUGUUCGAUCGUCGUUCACAAUUGCUGGCAAACUUGGAGGUUGGCGAUGUGUUGGCGGUUCGAGUCUGUGCUCGAUUCUCUGGCUGGGAAAACAAGGCAAAGAGUGGGUAUAUUGUUGCCAGAGUCCUCAACGAAGACCUGUUCACGCCUCAUUUCUGGACUUUGACGUCUGACGUUGUUCCGACGCUCGCCCCUCACAUCGUUGACGGUUCUUACAGCUUUGUUUCUACGAGCAGCUGUGUCGUCAAAGCUGUGAAUAAUGAGUUGCAAUCGAAGAUAUGGUUCACCACUCCGGCUUUGGAUCAAGAUUACAUCAACAGGCUGGAGGCGGUUCAACUCAUUACCAAGUCGCGUUACCAGCUUGACCGGACAUUAGAGGUCAAGAAGGGCGACUCUUUCAGUUGGUUUGACAUCGUUAUCCUCAAGAAGCCCACCGACACCGUCCCAAAGACUGAAACGGGUGUCAGCUUAGUUUGGCUUAGCCACAGUAACGGGUCGAAAUUCAUCGAUGAGUAUGGUCAUCAAGGCCAGCUUUUUGACGAGGAGGAUAAAGAGCAGCUGAGGGCUAGAGAAAUUAUCCAGAUCAAGGGCUCCCUUGAGCCUGGAGAUGUAAUCGGCGUUCGUGUAUGUGCUCAAUUCCCUGGCUGGGAGAACUACGCAGAGUUUGGCCAACUAGUCGUCCGCCUCUCCCAUUCUGAUUCAAAGCCUAAACCUGUCCACGUUCCCGAUGUCGCUAAAGCUGACCACGCCUACCGAGAAGUCCAGGACGCAAUCAAUCGGUUCUAUAGAGAGGUUUCUCCCAACGACGAACCAGUGUACCGUUCUGCAACGGUCUCACUGCUCUCUGCCGAAGCUCGAGCUGACCAGCUGAUCACCGAUGAUCCACCACCACCUUAUGAGAAGCGACCACUCCGGCUUUUAUCUCUCGAUGGCGGAGGUGUUCGUGGGGUUUCUUCCCUCCGCAUCUUGAAGAGGAUUAUGGAGAAGGUUGCCGAGAUCGAAAACAAACCAGAUAUCCAACCAUGGCAGUAUUUUGAUAUGAUGGCUGGCACUAGCACCGGAGGUCUGAUUGCCCUAAUGUUGGGGCGACUCCAUAUGACCGUCGAAGAAUGCGAGGCCGCCUAUAACGAGAUAACAAAACGGGUAUUCGAACACAAGUCGGGGUAUAUCAUUAGACACGAGGGCACUGCUUUUAUUUCUGGUUCCUAUCUGUAUGAAGCGAAACCUCUUGAAGACGCCAUCCGGGAGUAUGUAGCCAAGAAACUCGGAGAUCCUGAAGCUCAGUUGACUGAAACCUCUGGGGACCCGGAAUGUAAAGUGCUCGUGAUGGCUGCAUUGGCCAGUAAGGUGGAAGACGGAAACACCGCCGUUCAUCUGCGCAGCUACGAUGUCGGUCCAAGUGUUCCUUCCGAAUACACUGGCUGGCCUAUUUGGAAAGCCGCUCGAGCGACCUCUGCUGCACCCGUCUUCUUUAAAAGUUUUGAGAAUAACGGGAAGGUGUUUGUUGAUGGUGGACUUGGGUGGAACAAUCCGGUUCUUGAACUCAUCGCCGACAUACCCGCCGUCUUUGGGAAAGACCGCACCAUCGGUUGUCUCCUCAGUCUAGGGACUGGUAUACCACCCGAAAUGCAAUUUGGAACAGGAUUAUCGUCUGUCAAGGACUUUGUUAGUAUCGCUACCAAUAGUGAACGUGCACAUCUCCAAGUUAUGAAGUUUUCCUCGAUUCUUCCGCGGAGUGGGGAUGAGAAGUACUGGCGAUUCAACUUGAGCAAGCAGCUGUCAGACAAGGAUUGGGUUGGGAAAACGGUGAAGGGAUGGUUUGGUUCGACAAAGGACGAGAAGUUGACGUAUGAGGACAUUAUGGUGAAGAUGGACGAUUGGGAAGGGAUUGAGAUGAUUCGAACUUUGACCGACGAAUGGUUGAAACGGGAGACGAAGGGGUUAACUGAUUGUGCACAGAGGUUGAGCAUGGGGGGAGAAAAAAAUUAGGGACAUUCACUAGUAGAGUGUCGUAUCCCUCUCUCCCCCUAGUAGAGAUUUGCAAUUCGAAUUCAUUGUCAAUAACCC
Molecule: messenger RNA, 3189 nt
Organism: Marasmius oreades (fairy-ring Marasmius)
Lineage: Eukaryota; Fungi; Basidiomycota; Agaricomycetes; Agaricales; Marasmiaceae
Exons: 11
Coding region: 778-3111 (777 amino acids)
Biological process (GO): arachidonate metabolic process
Cellular component (GO): membrane
Source: RefSeq, a predicted model, not a curated record